Paramecium primaurelia is the source of this 404-nucleotide messenger RNA. NCBI's taxonomy places the organism in Eukaryota, Ciliophora, Oligohymenophorea, Peniculida, Parameciidae. The record is from the annotation of a GenBank genome assembly.
AUGAUGUGUAAAUAGAAAAAAGUUAAUGAUGGCUUCAAACUACCAAGAAUUGAGAAAUCAUCUGCUUAUAUUAUUUAGACUAAUAGAGAUUCUUUAGAUUUUCUAUUAGGAAAGAAUAGAAAUCAUAAUGAUUAUGAUUAUGUUCCUUAAUUGAAACAAGAAAUUAAGUAGAUUACUGAAAUGACAACUAAUCGAUUAGCACGUUGUGGUAGUCAAAUUUUAGAUGGCUCUUCAUAAGUGUUUAUGCCUGUACAGUAAACUUAAAGAAGGAUCAGUCAAAUGGAUUGUAAAUAUGAUAUUCAAAACUUUUUUAUACUGGAACCAAAACCAGAGGUCAAUAAACCAAUUGUUAUUAAUAAAAUUAAUCGUGUACAUAAGCAUUACCGCUUAUAAACUUUUACUGA